Polistes dominula (European paper wasp) is the source of this 1366-nucleotide messenger RNA. It is a transcript of the gene Xrcc2, whose product is annotated as X-ray repair cross complementing 2. Gene Ontology annotation, biological process: double-strand break repair via homologous recombination; DNA strand invasion. Lineage: Eukaryota; Metazoa; Arthropoda; Insecta; Hymenoptera; Vespidae. Gene Ontology annotation, cellular component: Rad51B-Rad51C-Rad51D-XRCC2 complex; replication fork; centrosome. Gene Ontology annotation, molecular function: four-way junction DNA binding; ATP-dependent DNA damage sensor activity; ATP binding. The record is from RefSeq and is a predicted model, not a curated record.
GUAUUAGAACAUCGGUUCUCAAAAGAUGAAAAAAUGGCGGCCAAGCUGGUUGAGUACAGUUUAGUUCAUCAUGCCAAGCCUAUAGUAGUAUGUAUCUAUAGUCUACAAGUAUAUUUGAAGUUAGGGUAAUAUACAAUGCUUAUCGUAUCGAGGACAAGAUUUCGUAUCCUAGAUCGAAACCACUAGUCGGCGCGAUCAGUUAUUUAAUAAUUUGGUAAAUAAUAACCACCGCUAACCACCAAUCAUGAAUGGCGUGUUAAGGACACGUUUGUAAUUGGUGAAAACAUUUUAAUUCUCUGGAAAUUCCGAAAGAAUUUUGUUGAUUGUAUCUUCAUAUAAAUGCUUCAUGUAUUUAUCGUGAUUUAAACAAAGAAAAAAGAAGCAAAAAUGACAAUAAAAGGAAUUCGAAUAUAAAAUAUCGAUUAAAGGAUAAACAAUACAUUGAUAUAUAAUUAAAAUGCAAUCAAAUCUAGAAACUGGAUUACAAUUAAUAGCACGCUUGAGAAAAAAUCUAUGCGUUUCAGAGUUUGAUAAUAUUCUCUUUUUUAAUGGAUUAACAAAUACAGACAUUAUAGAAAUAACAGGAAAUGUAUCCAGUGGAAAAUCACUUUUGUUAGCGAAUAUUCUAGCUAAGUGCAUACUUCCUGAUAAAUAUGACGAUAUCCAUAUUAAAGGACUUGCAGCUUCUGCGGUAUUAAUAAAUACGGAUUGUCAUUUUCAAAUAUCUAAAUUGAUUAAAAUAAUGUCUACGAUUGUGGCCGAUUUAUGUAAAUCUGUAAAUAUAAAAAAAGUUACUAAUGAAACGAUCAACAAAAUUAUUAAUGGAGUGCUCGAUAAUUUAAUUGUUAUCAAUUGUUAUGAGAAAGAUCAAUUUUUAUUAACGUUACACACUUUAGAGAAUAUAUUUUUUUACAACGAAAAAAUUGUUAUUUUGGCAAUCGACAGUAUAUCGGCAUAUUAUUGGCAAAAUCGAGAAAGUAAUGAUAUCAAAUCUAUAGAUUCUUAUGUGUUUAAUUUAAUCAAACUUAUUCAAACGAUUACAUCUCAGUACAAUGUUAUAACACUUUAUACAAGACCAAGUUCGUUAACCAUUAAUGAUGUUAAAACUAAAAAAAUUCUUUUUACCAAUUUCUCUAAAGAAUUAAAUUAUGUAAUUCAUUUGUUUAAAAGUACUGAUUCAGAAAAACAUUUAUGCUUGGCAGAAUCAAGAAAAAAAAAAAGGAUUCUUAACUAUAUGAUUAAUUCAGGUGUUAUCAAGUGGAUAACAGAAAAAGAUUAAUUAAAUAUUUAUAUUCAUAAAUUUUAAAAGUACUUCAUUUACUAUGUCCAAUGGAUUUAAUAGACGAGAUCCUGCGAGCGUUAUGGA